GGUGGCGCCAGUCAACGGUUCGUUCAACCACUCUUCUUCCUUGAAGACGCUUUCUUAUUAAUUCCUCAAAUUCACCUCUCUCUCUCUCUCUCUCUCUCUCUCUCUCUCUCUCUUCGAAUUCUGCAGCUUUUCAAAUUCUUUGUGUUUUCGUAUCCGCCCUUUCUGGUUUUGAUUCUCGCUAGUUUCCUGCUGAUUAGUGAUGGCGAAACGUCCAACAGUACCAAAAUUUGGCAACUGGGAAAAUGAAGGUAAUACUCCUUAUACAACUUAUUUUAACGAGGCUCGAAAGGGUAAAGCUGCAGGAGGAAAAAUGAUCAAUCCAAACGACCCGGAGGACAACCCUGAAAUGUUUGCUGCUAAAACCGAACCACCACCCCUUCCUCAUGACCACCGGGUUAGCCGUGAAGAAGAGCGUCCAGCACCUAAUGACAACCCGAACAAGAGAAAUUCAGGUGGCCCGGCCAAUCAACGUGGUGGUGGUCAAGGGACGGGUACUGGUCGUCCAGUAAGGCAUAGUGUCGGGUCAGACCAAAGCUUUGACCGGUCACCGCUUCAUCCACAUUAUCAGGCAAAGGUUACCGGGAAGGGUGGCGCGUCCCCAGCUCGGGAAGGAAAAAACUCUUAUGAUAGUAGUCAUGGUACCCCUGGACGAUCAAGAAUGAAGCCAGCUCGAGGCGAUGAUUCGCCCGAUAAUGGAGCCGCUGUUCCUAGGUUUGGUGAUUGGGAUGAAAACAACCCUUCAUCAGGAGAAAACUAUACUCAUAUCUUCAACAAGGUUCGCGAAGAACGUGUAACAGGGUCACCCAUGGUUUCUGGUUCGGAUGCAAGACCAAACUACAACAUUCCACGUAACCAAAAACCGGAAAAGCAAUGCUGCUGCUUCCCGUGGUCGAAAUGAAUCAAGAUUUUGGAAGAUUUGUGAAUAGUUUAUAUGCAUCAAUGAGAAUGAAAUAUUUCGUUUCGUAUUUGUAAGUGUGAUUUUGUUAUUGUGGGGUGUAAUUGGGUAUACAAACAUGAGAAUUUGAUGAUUGACUUUAUAUGUGAUUAUAUUCUUUCAUUU
Molecule: messenger RNA, 1060 nt
Organism: Helianthus annuus (common sunflower)
Lineage: Eukaryota; Viridiplantae; Streptophyta; Magnoliopsida; Asterales; Asteraceae
Product: RPM1-interacting protein 4
Exons: 4
Coding region: 200-898 (232 amino acids)
Source: RefSeq, a predicted model, not a curated record